AUGAAAGUCCCACCAGAAAAACCAUCAAAUAUUGGUACAUUUUCACCUCAACAAGGUUAUUCGACCGACGUACACGUCAAGACUCACAAAUAUUCAGAUAAACCAACCCCGAUUUCUCCCAAUCAAAACAAAGCGUAUGGCUACGUCGCAGACCACUUAGAUAGUGAUCAUAGGAAGAAAUACGCAAAAGAGGGUGGCAAAAAGUUGUUUGAUAUAUUGCUCGGCAUUAUAUGUAGAUAA
Molecule: messenger RNA, 240 nt
Organism: Candida albicans SC5314
Lineage: Eukaryota; Fungi; Ascomycota; Pichiomycetes; Serinales; Debaryomycetaceae
Exons: 1
Coding region: 1-240 (79 amino acids)
Source: RefSeq, a predicted model, not a curated record